This is a messenger RNA of Fulmarus glacialis (Northern fulmar), 508 nucleotides long. RefSeq names its product MKL/myocardin-like protein 2. The record is from RefSeq and is a predicted model, not a curated record. Lineage: Eukaryota; Metazoa; Chordata; Aves; Procellariiformes; Procellariidae. The transcript is spliced from 5 exons. Gene Ontology annotation, biological process: smooth muscle cell differentiation; cardiac muscle cell differentiation. The annotation marks the transcript as partial.
AUGAAUGGUGUGAUCAAACAGGAUCGCUCGGACCACAAAAGUGCACCAACUGGAAAUGAAGAAGAAAAGGCACCCAAAGAAAAGGCUGCCAGCGAAGUGAGAGAUGGCACCAAGCUCCAGCCACCACCCUUUGCGGAGCGGAAAAACGUUUUACAGCUACGGCUUCAGCAGAGAAGGACCCGUGAGCAGCUGGCAGACCAAGGCAUCAUGCCACCACUGAAAAGCCCAUCUGCAUUCCAUGAACAGCGAAAAAGUCUGGAGCGAGCCAAGACUGAAGAUUAUCUCAAGCACAAGAUCAGAAGCAGGCCUGAGAGAUCAGACCUGGUCAAUAUGCACAUUUUACAAGACUCAGCUGCAGAGGGGUCCAUUCAGUCUACUCAAAUGAAGCUGAAAAGAGCCCGACUGGCAGAUGAUCUCAAUGAAAAGAUUGCUCUCAGGCCAGGUCCUUUGGAGCUGGUGGAGAAGAAUAUUAUUCCUGUCGACUCAGCUGUGAAAGAGGCCAUAAAAG